GCCAAGACUCUCUCCCUCCCCCCCCCUCCCCACCGCCGCAAGCCAUGGCCACUCCUACCCUCAUAACCCCCACCACCACCCCAAAACCCCUCCCUCUCAUCAAAUCCAAACUCGCCGCCGCUCCCGUCGCCGCCUCCGCCUCCAAUGCCGCAUUGCCGAUCUUGCGACAACCCCGCCGCCGCCGCGAAUUCCUAUCGAUUGCUUCGGUCGGUAUCCUCUCGGCCGGGCUGAUCAGCCAGGUAGCGUCCCCGGCACUUGCCGCCUCCGACGAGGAGUACGUGAAGGAAACCGAGGAGGUGAUCAACAAGGUGAGGAGCACGAUCAGCCUGGACAAGAAUGACCCCAACGUGGCCGGCGCGGUGGCCAACUUGAGAGAGACGUCCAAUUUCUGGGUGGCCAAGUACAGGAGAGAGAAGGCCCUGCUAGGGAGAGCCUCCUUCAGGGACAUAUACUCGGCCCUCAACGCCGUCUCGGGCCAUUACAUCAGCUUCGGGCCGACGGUGCCGAUCCCGGCGAAGCGGAAGGCUAGGAUCUUGGAGGAGGUGGACACGGCCGAGAAGGCACUCUUGAGGGGAAGAUAAGCUCGUACAUUCAUGUGAGGGGAGGACGUCCCCAUUUUGCAUUUCGUAUUCGAUUUUAGGCUUUGUUUUUUUUGUACUUUCUUCUUGGCUUAUAAUGAGAUGAGAAAGUCACUUU
Molecule: messenger RNA, 696 nt
Organism: Rhodamnia argentea
Lineage: Eukaryota; Viridiplantae; Streptophyta; Magnoliopsida; Myrtales; Myrtaceae
Product: photosystem II repair protein PSB27-H1, chloroplastic
Exons: 1
Coding region: 45-581 (178 amino acids)
Biological process (GO): photosystem II repair; photosystem II assembly
Cellular component (GO): chloroplast thylakoid lumen; photosystem II
Source: RefSeq, a predicted model, not a curated record